Messenger RNA from Trichophyton rubrum CBS 118892, 357 nucleotides. RefSeq lists its product as uncharacterized. The transcript has 4 exons. Lineage: Eukaryota; Fungi; Ascomycota; Eurotiomycetes; Onygenales; Arthrodermataceae. The coding region runs from base 1 to 357 and encodes 118 amino acids. The record is from RefSeq and is a predicted model, not a curated record.
AUGCGUCUCUUCAGUUCACUCGCUGCAGUGUCCCUGGGCCUUUGCGCCACAGCCGUUGUUGCUCAAGAACCAAAGGUUGUCGGUUACUACGAAUCGCCGAACGGCACUUUGUCUCCUUUCCCAGUAGCUGUGCAAGACGGCCAAUGCAGUGGCUUCAAGACUUGGAUUAAAGCCGCAGAUAUCCCUCAAGGCUAUGACUGUGUCUUCUAUUCGAAACCUGAAUGCAAGGGAAGAAUGACAGAUCACUAUACGAAGAACAUCUCCAGGUUUAAGUUCGAAGUCCGCAGCUUCGUUUGUAAAACCGUCUCUACUCAGCCGAGCCCGACACCCACGGCCACUCCUUCUCCCUCGUCGUAG